Messenger RNA from Gekko japonicus, 3480 nucleotides. It is a transcript of the gene MMEL1, whose product is annotated as membrane metallo-endopeptidase-like 1. The transcript is spliced from 23 exons. Gene Ontology annotation, biological process: protein processing. Gene Ontology annotation, molecular function: metalloendopeptidase activity. Gene Ontology annotation, cellular component: plasma membrane. The record is from RefSeq and is a predicted model, not a curated record. Lineage: Eukaryota; Metazoa; Chordata; Lepidosauria; Squamata; Gekkonidae. The coding region runs from base 409 to 2730 and encodes 773 amino acids.
GGCAGCACACGAGCACAAGGCUGAGCGGAGAAGUUUUGGCAUGGACUUGGGAAGACGGAGGGGCUGGAGGUUGGGAGACCCAGCGCACCGGCCGGCCGGCUGUUCCCCCACAGCACCAGCAUGCUGGCAGGCUGCUGCGUCUCCUGCUAGCUCAGCCCCCGGUGGGACCCGGUUUGGAACCACCACCUUUUAGCACCAGCCGAUGGGACUCUCCAGGUCUCCUCCUUGGAGAUAAGAUUCCCCUCCCUAAGCAGCAGCAGCAGGGGAGACGCUCCAGUGCCAGAGGGGAGGGGGAGCUGUCUCCGGCCAAGGGUGAAGGCUCUCCUCUCAGAGACCAAAGAGGUCUGUCUGACUGUCUGUCUUUGGACGCUGAUUUGCUCAGAGCGCACGGGUCUUCAGGAGCCGAAGAUGGAGAAUGAGGUUGGGAAAUCUGUGGAUAACCAAAUGGAUAAAUACAUAGUGACCAUCAUGGGGAAAUCGGAAAGCCAAAUGGAUAUUGUGGAGAAAUCAACCAGACCUGGGCAGAAGUCCUGGAGCUUUGUCACAAUCGGCCUGGCGGUGCUUCUGGUCCUCAUGACCUGUGCCGUGGUGGCGCUCAUCUUCCUGUACUCCAGCGGCAGAGAUAUGCGAAAUGGUGCCAGCCCUGAGAACGUAUGUACCACUCCAGGAUGUGUCACAGCAGCUGCCAGGAUACUUCAGAACAUGGACCCAAUGGCAGAGCCGUGCCAGAAUUUCUACCAGUACGCCUGUGGAGGCUGGCUGAAUCGGCACGUGAUCCCAGAAACAAGCUCCAGAUAUAGCAUCUUUGACAUCUUGAGGGACGAGCUAGAGAUUAUUCUCAAAGGUGUGCUGGAGACACCAGGGCAGGAAGACCGGGAAGCCUUCCGGAAGGCAAAAACACUUUAUCGGUCCUGUAUGAACGAGAGUUUUAUAGAGCAACGUGAUUCUUCACCUCUGCUAGAGGUGUUUGGUGUCAUCGGAGGCUGGCCAGUGGCUUCUGUGGACUGGAAUAUCACUAAAGAGCCAAAGUGGAGUCUGGAAGAGAAGCUCUCCUUACUGAGUUCCAGGUUCAACACACGAGUCCUCGUUGAUAUGUUUGUAUGGCAUGACGACAGAGAUUCCAGCAGAAAUAUUAUUUAUAUUGACCAGCCUGGGCUGGGAAUGCCUUCGAGAGAUUACUAUUUUAACGAUGGCAACUACCAAAGAGUCCGAGAAGCCUACUUGCAGUACAUGAUCACCGUUGCCAAAAUGAUCAGAGAAGAUCUGAAUGUCUCCAAAGACAAUGCCUUCGUCGAAGGAGAAAUUAGAGCAGUCAUGGCAUUUGAGACGGAUAUCGCAAAUGCUACGGUUCCAGCAGAAGAAAGGCAUGAUGUAACUUUGCUUUACAACAAAAUGACAGUUGCCGAACUCCAGGAAAGGUUUGAGCUGAAUGGGUUUAACUGGACCCUUUUUAUCCAAGGUGUCAUGGCUUCAGUGAACAUUGAGAUCGGCUCUGAUGAGGAGGUGGUUGUGCAUGGAGUGCCAUAUCUCCAGGAACUAAAAGCUAUCAUCUCCAGUUAUUCAGCCAGCACUAUCCAGAACUACUUGGUUUGGCGACUGGUUCUUGACAGGGUCAGCGGCUUGAGCCGGCGUUUCAAAGAUGCCCGGGCAAACUACAGGAAGGCACUUUAUGGUACCAUGGUGGAGGAAGCCCGGUGGCGCGAGUGCGUGAGCUAUGUCAACACCAACAUGGAAACUGCCGUCGGAGCACUUUACGUUAAGGAGACUUUCGCUGGAAAGAGCAAAAGAAUGGUCCGAGACCUCAUUGACAAGAUCCGCGAAGUGUUUAUUGAGACGCUGGAUGAACUGCAGUGGAUGGAUGAAACAUCAAAAGCGAAAGCCCAAGAAAAGGCCACUGCAAUUAAAGAGCAAAUAGGCUAUCCAGAUUAUAUUCUAGAAGAUCAGAAUGAAAAGCUGGACCAGGAAUAUACAAAUCUGACUUUCAGCGAACACGAGUACUUCGAGAACAUCCUGGCAAACCUCCAAGCCGGGGCGCAGAAAAGCUUGAGAAAGCUGAGAGAGAGAGUCGACCAAGACGUAUGGCUGAUUGGCGCUGCUGUCGUCAAUGCGUUCUACUCCCCCAACCGGAACCAGAUUGUUUUCCCUGCUGGGAUCCUUCAGCCCCCUUUCUUCAGCAAGCACCAACCACAGGCGCUCAACUUUGGAGGGAUCGGAAUGGUGAUAGGUCACGAGAUCACGCACGGGUUUGAUGACAAUGGUAGGAAUUUUGACAAAGAUGGCAACAUGUUUGACUGGUGGAGCAACUUUUCUGCGACACAUUUCAAGGAUCAGUCUCGCUGUAUGAUCUACCAGUAUGGGAACUAUACGUGGGAGCUGGCAGGGGGACAGAAUGUCAGUGGAAUCAACACACUUGGAGAAAACAUUGCUGACAAUGGAGGUGUCCGCCAGGCUUACAAGGCUUACCUAAAGUGGGUUGAAAGAGAAGGAAAGGAGCCAAGUUUACCUGGGUUGGAUCUGACUCAUGAACAGCUCUUCUUCCUCAAUUUCGCCCAGGUCUGGUGCGGUUCCUACAGGCCUGAAUAUGCAAGCCAAUCCAUUAAGACUGAUGUCCACAGUCCGUUAAAGUACAGGGUGAUGGGUUCCUUGCAGAACUUCGAAGCCUUUUCGGAAGCAUUCCACUGCAAAGGGGGCAUGGCCAUGCACCCGGUACAGAAGUGCAGAGUCUGGUAGCCAAAGAGACUUGAGAAUCAGCCUCAGGCUUCCGCAGCCUGAAACUCUGGACUUGUUUGGAUUUUGCCAAUGAUGUGCCUGUUGGUUUUUUAUUUUCUCCCCUCCCUCCCCGGUUGAGUCGCAGCCAAGGUUAACAGUGCAGCUAUUUCGGUCACGACAGGACGGACUACGGUUCUGAUUCUGGUGGUUCACGUGGACCAGUUAUCUUGAAAUAUCGCCUGUGUUGAAAGCUACGGUGUGCUUCAAAAGAAGAAAAACCAGACUGUUUCUAAAGACGUCGACUGUUAUUAAGAUACAUCAGGGUUUAAAAGAUUAGCUAUUUAAAAAAAAGAGAGAGACUGUUCUAUUUUUCAGUGAGUUUUAAUUUUUGCGAUUUGAAAAAAAAUCUCAUUUUUAAGGGGGGUCUUAUCCCUCCACUGAGUUAGCCUUUGUCCGAAGUUAGGAUCAAGCCACCAAUUGCUGCUUGCUGUGCAACUUCCCCUUCUUUUCCAGGCCAAUCUGCACAAAGGGCCUUGCCAGAUCAGACCAAGAGCCCGUAUAGUCAGCAUCCAGUCUCCUGCAGUGGCUAGUAAGAUGACCAAAUGGUUUAUCAAGGCAACAGUUCUUCCUCCUCCACACUCUGGGUUCCCAGGAUCCAAUAGGCAGAGAUAUAUUGCAUCUGACCAUAGAGGUUCUAUUGAACAGCUGUCCAGGGCUCUUUUUGUAGAAAAAGCCCAGCAGGAACUCAUUAGCAUAAUAGGCCACACCCAA